ACCAUGACCACCCCAAUCACCGCCGGAGAUAACGGCAUUCAAGCUGGACUAAGCCAAUGCCAAGAUUUCAUGCAAUUUGAGAACGCGUUGAAGAACUCUCGUGCCAUCGAUGACAAGAUCAUUCAAGCCUUGAACAACUCCAUCCCCACGGCCUCAUUGCGUAGUAAGGGCGAGGCCGGCGAAAAAUGCCAGGAGCUCUGGUCCCAGAUCGCCAAGAUCCACACCCAAAGGGAGGAGUCGAUCAAAACGUGUGUCAGUUACUUUGAUGAGCGAAUGACCACCUUGAAGGCCGCGGGCGAUCGGAGCGGGGCGAGACAAAAUCAAGUUUCCUUGCGAAUGCUCCGGAGCGAGUUGUACGUUGAAGAGGUGAUUCGUCAGAGAACGCAGACUGCAUAUCACGAGAAAUGUCGAGACUUUGCCGCCACCCCAAACUCCUCAUGACCUUAAAGGCCAACGCGAGAACAAUCGUCGACCAGGGUCACUCAUGUCUCGAUCUUACACACCUUCAAGGACAAGGCCUGGUUUGGUAGUAGUCAACGAUGAAAUGUUUCCAACUUGUCGCGCAUUUUGUACACCUGAGUAAUAAACUCCCCUACAUUACCUAGUUUUAAAUCUAAAAAUCCUAAUGGUGAGCCACAUCUGUUUCUCGUAAGAGGGGAAAGAUUGUUUCUAUUGUUUUGCUCGAAAUUAUCCAUUCCUCUCAUACAAGAAUAUCGGUUACUGAAUAAACACUACUUCACUACAAAA
Molecule: messenger RNA, 747 nt
Organism: Tigriopus californicus
Lineage: Eukaryota; Metazoa; Arthropoda; Copepoda; Harpacticoida; Harpacticidae
Gene: Ccdc58
Product: protein MIX23-like
Cellular component (GO): mitochondrion; mitochondrial intermembrane space
Source: RefSeq, a predicted model, not a curated record